Notolabrus celidotus (New Zealand spotty) is the source of this 7032-nucleotide messenger RNA. RefSeq names its product WD repeat domain 90 (gene wdr90). The record is from RefSeq and is a predicted model, not a curated record. Gene Ontology annotation, molecular function: protein binding. Gene Ontology annotation, cellular component: centriole. Lineage: Eukaryota; Metazoa; Chordata; Actinopteri; Labriformes; Labridae.
GAAGCUACCAUACGUCACAAGCGUCGCUGGCAACGGCGGAGGUUGGAGCGGGAAGAACAUAUCUGCUACAGUAAACACCGUCAGGCCGAAACUAUUGUCCACUCGGUACCAGGGAGAAGUGGGGGAACUUUCCAGUGUUUUGUCAAUGUGGAACAGAUAUCAUAUCCUUUCUGUCAGCUGUAAACUGAGAAUGAGAAGUCCCUGACCAUGUCAGCUCGAUAGCGGUAUGUUUGCUAUUCGUCAUAUGUGUACGGUUUUUCAGAGCGUCACUAAGUUUUUGCUGGGCUGAGACCUCAACAGGUGGAUCACCAGAUGGCCUCCAAAGGUUGGCAGCAUCCUUAUGUCAAUAUAUUCAAACAUGUCAGAGUCGAAGACUGGAAAAGAUCGUCAAAAGAAGGGGAUGUGACAACAUGCAUGAACAAAACACUGAGGUGCUCAGUGUUCCACAUCAGGGGUCCUGUUCCUGCCAACAGUUACAUCCUGAUACCCAAAAACAGCAACCAGUCUCUGGGGCUGACAGGACGCUACUUCUACCUCCUCUUCAGGCCAACACCAGGAAAAUACUUUGUGGUUCACCUCGAUGUGUCUGCAGAGGAGGGUCAGGUGAUCCGGAUUUCCUUCUCCAACAUGUUCAAAGAGCUCAAGUCAUCAGCUACCUGGCUUCAGUUCCCUUUCCUAUGUGGAGCUGCGAAAGAUUCAGUCUAUGAAAGCACGGCCAAAUCUGCAAGACAUGGUUUGGUGGGUCCAGCUCCCUCCUCAGUGCGUUGGACCUGUCUGAUGCUGGAUCUGCAAUACAUACUCACUGACUACCUCAACCACUGCUACAGUCACCUGAAGAGCAUCAAGCUUUGUGCCAACAUAGCGGUUAAAAACAUGUUCACAAGUGACCUGCUGCUAGAUCCAGGAGUUUCCUUUAGUGAAGCCAAACUGAUGGGUUUGGCCUCUUCUCAGGGAACAGGUCCAAUACCAAGAGAAAUGUCAUUUCCUGUAACUAAGGGAGACUCGUGGCAUGAUCGCUAUGAUCACAUCAGGUUUCCCUCCAAAGGAUCAAAGCUACCCUUUGACUCUAUUCAAAAAGACGAUCCAAGGCCGGACAGCAUAUAUGUCUCCAGAAGUAGAAGCCCUGUGAGAAAGGAGUCCCACCUUGUCAACCUCAGCAAACCUGUCAAGGACCGUGUGUCCCUCAUCCAGCAGAUCACCACUCCAAAAGUACCCCCGAGGUACCAAACCCCCACAGUGACUAACAUCACCCAGCUGGGUGUAGUCUCCACUCACCAGAAUCAGGAAUGGCUUUCUCACAACAAUGACAACGAGCACCAGCAAGAGUCCACAUGCUCAAAAUCACAACUUCUGACAUCGGGGUCAGCCGGUGAAGCUGAUGAUGAAGGAGUUCAUGUGUAUGUUCAUGCUGAGGACGGCUGCAGUGAACACGAGGAGAGUGAGAAAGAGUUUGUUUGCACUCCUGUUCCACAUGUUGUCCAUUUAUCAUCGUCCAAAGAAAGCAGACAACAGAAGCUGCUUCCUGACCCGAUUCUCAGGCUCAAUCGGAUCAUCGGCUUUGGAGGAGCAACAACCCGAUGUGUGCUUUGGACCAAAUCUGGAGAUGCUGUGGUGUAUCCAUGUCAUGCUAUUAUCGUCUCUAUGACCGUAUCUUCUAACCAGCAGAGGUUCUUCAUCGGCCACACUGAUAAGGUAUCUGCACUGGCUUUUAAUGGCAACACAACACUACUGGCCUCUGCACAAACUGGCAACCACAGUGUGGUCCGAGUAUGGAACUAUCACAAAGGAAACUGUCUGGCCAUGUUCAGGACUCAUGCUCAUUCAUUUUCCUGUCUUAGCUUCUCACACAGCGGCGGUCUCCUCUGUGGAGUGGGCAAAGACAGACACAGUAAAAUGAUGGUGGUAGUGUGGAACACAUUGAAUGUUAAAGGUGGAGAGGUAACCAUCUUAGCCAGAGCACACACAGAUGUGGACAUCCGCACAAUAAAGGUUGCCUCCUUUGAUGAUACAAGGAUGGUGUCAUGUGGUCGCGACAAUAUUCGCUUGUGGAGAGUGCGAAAUGGGACGCUGCGUUCGUGUCCUGUCAACUUGGGUGAAUACCACCCGAUGGACUUAACAGAUGUGGCCUUUGGGGAGGGGAGCCAUAGCCUUGAUGAGCGAACACUGUUUGCCAGCAGUCGGAGUGGCCAUAUCUUUGAGAUCGACUACAGCAGAGUUGUUAUCAGAAAUGUGAGGAGGCUGCUGCCUGCACAGCAGCAGCAUGCAAACCGCAGGGAGAAGUGGACUUUUAACACAGGUCCAGGCAUUGCUAUCAACAGCAUUAGUGUGUCCUCAUCAUUUUGUGCCACCGGCUCUGAAGAUGGCUUCCUGCGUCUGUGGCCCCUUGACUUUUCUUCUGUCUUCCUGGAGGCUGAGCAUGAGGGGCCCGUGAGCCUCGUGUCUGUCUCAUCAGACAGCCGUUACGUCCUGGCUGCUACAUCCACAGGUAACCUGGGUUUCCUUGAUGUGAGCAGCCGAGGUUACAGCACACUGAUGAGGUCGCAUACAGACGCCGUGCUCGGCUUCAGUGUGGAUGGCAUCCGUCGGCACCUGACAACAGCUUCCUCUGAUGGCACAGUUCGUAUUUGGAACAUGGAUUCCCUGCAGCAGCUGUUUGACUUUGUGUCAGAGGACAGCCCUUGCUCUGUGGCCUUCCAUCCCAGCAAGCAGGUUUUCUCCUGUGGCUUCAGCUCCGGCAUUGUCCGGGUUUUUGAUAUCUCCAGUGCCAAACUGCUGGCUGAACACAAGCAGCACCAAGGAGAAAUAGUGGGUCUUGCCUUUUCUCCGGAUGGAGAGUUCAUGUACACUGCAGACUCCCAAGGUUCUCUGACACUUUACAACGCAUCCGAGGAAGAACAUGAUGUGACCAGAGCUGUGUGUAAUGUGGUUGCUCGAGGCACGGAGCGCGCUCCAGACGCUCUCACAGUGAGCUCUGACAGUCGCUGUCUGGCUUUUGUCGGCCCCACUGAAUAUAUUGUCACCAUCGCUGACUCACGGUCUCUGGAUGAGUUGCUCCUCCUAGAUGUUAGCAUUCUGGACGUGGAUAGCCCCCGUGUUGAUUCUGCACUGAAAGUCUGCUUUUCUCCAACCUCUACUGAACAUUUACUGGUAGCCAUAUCUUCUAACAAGAUCCUCUGGGUUAGCACCAAGACAGGUCGUCUGCUGCGGGAGGUGUCUAAGGUGCACAAACAUGAAUGCUCAUCUCUUGCUGUGAGUGAAGACGCCCGAUUCCUGCUGACAGCGGGACACAAUGCUGUGAAAGUGUGGGACUAUAACAUGCAGCUAGAUUUAAACUCACAGAUGUUCAUCGGACACAGUCAGUCCAUCUGCCAGGUGAGUUUCACUCCUGACCAGCUUGGUGUAGUCUCUGUGGGAGAUGCCAUCUUCCUUUGGGACUUCCUGGCACAUCCUGUGGACUCUUUGGCUGACAGACGUUCACCUCUCAAAGUGACUUCCACCCGAGCUUCUCGACCAGUUCAACCAGAAGAAGGAGGUUAGGUAGAGUUCAGGUUGUCCAAUGGGAUGCCUCGACAGACGGCACCUAUUCCCGCUUCACCUCCACCUCGACUGGAUGUCAUCACAACAGGCCAGGCUAACGGAGGGGCUUUGGGCUCUUUGUCCUUUUUUGAUGAUGCUCCACACAUCCCAAAUGCUCCUGUCCCAGCCCCUGGUUAGGUGCUUUCCUCUGACCCCAGACCUGUUGUCUCCUUCCUGAAAGUCACUGAGCUGGGCCACACGCCUCCCUUGAAUACCAGUCAACCGGACAUUGUUGAGUUGAAAGGGAAGAAGCCAGUACGUCCUGAUUGUUACAGGCACUUUCUCCCUCGUUUUAAGACCUCCAGUCUUGAUCAGGCUGCUGUGCCUCCCAAACCAGGCGAGGAGGGCAAACUCAAAGCAGUGAUUGGCUAUAAUGGCAAUGGGCGAGGCAACAUGGUGUGGAGCCCUGACCAAGGUUUGUUCGCGUAUUCCUGUGGUUGUUUGGUGGUGGUGGAAUACCUUCAUACGGGAAGUCAGAGGCACUUGCACGGCCACAAUGAGGAGAUCUCUUGUCUCGCAGUCACAAAUGACGCUAAGACAAAUGCAUCAGCAUCAGGCGGCAGUAAUGGCACCAGGAGCUUGAUCUGCAUUUGGGACAUCCAGAAUGGAACUUGUCGUAAAACCAUGUCCUACCACAGGGAGGGGGUGCAGAGUCUGGCUUUCUCCAGGGAUGAUCGCUUCUUCUCUCUGUUGGUGAGAGAUUUCUCUGACCCCGAGGUGGCUCUGUGGAACACAAAGACCUUCCAGCUGCUGUCCAGCGUGAGUGUAUCAGGGCCGAUCCACGACGCAGCUUUCAGUCCCUCACAGCCAGCCAUGGCCUGUGGCAGCCUAGGGGCUUACUUCUGCCUCAUCCAGACUCAAGGCUCCAACGUUGACCUCAAGGUACAUCAGAAAAACACAGCACCAGCGGAAGUGGGUGACGUAGAGCUGACGGCUCUGUGCUACCACAUGGACUCUCUCCUGUUCACCGCCACUAAUAGAGGACAUUGCGUCUGGGAUGUGGAAACACAGCGCUGCUUCAUGACGUGGCAAGCUGAUGAGGGGGAGAUUGGUAUGCUGCUGUGUAGAGGGAACCAACUCUUGACAGGCAGCAACACCCGCUGGUUGCGACUGUGGGAGGUAGAAGCUGUGCAGGGUGAGAAGCCUCAGGAAAAGGUCUCCAAUGAAGAAGACAGUGGGACCACAGUGGUGUUGGAGCAGGAGAUCAUGCUGGACGGGACGACGGUCAGCGCAGCGUUUGAUAACGCAAUGGACAUGGGCAUUGUCGGCACCACAGCAGGAACCCUCUGGUACAUCAGCUGGUCGGACAACACCAGCACCCGACUGGUCAGCGGGCACAAGACAAAGGUGAACGGCAUGGCGUUCAGCUCUGACGAGAGACAUUUUGCCACCUGCAGCGAGGACGGCAGCGUAAGGGUGUGGUCGACCAUCUGCAACGAACUGGUGGUGCAGUUUCAGGUGCUCAACCAGGCCUGUGGAUGUGUUUGCUGGAGCCCUUCUUCCAGUAAGGAGAGUGCUUGUGUAGCUGCAGGCUACAGCGAUGGUACCCUGAGGAUCUUCAGACUUGCCUCCUCAGAGAUGGAGAUGAAGCUGCAACCUCAUCCCUUGGCUGUCACUGCUGUUCAGUACUCUGCCAAAGGUCAUGUAAUCCUCUCAGCCGGGAAGAAUGGUAUGAUAGUCGUCAGCAGCCUGGUGAAUGGAGCAACUGUUCGUGUCAUCAGGGACCACAAAGGAGCACAGAUUACCUCUGUUCAGUGUGUGAAUGAGCAGUGUAAGGAUUUUGGACUGGAGGGGAAUGAGAUGUGGUUGGCUGCCAGUGAUGACAGACGUGUCAGUGUGUGGGCUGCUGAUUGGAUAAAGGACAAGUGUGAUCUGCUGGACUGGCUGACAUUUCCUGCUCCGGUCUACACUGGGGAUGACAGCCCACCUCCGAGCCUGGCUUCCUUCUGCCCCACAGACCCCAGCCUGGUGGUAUACACCGGCUACGGAGUAGAGAAAGAGCUGUCUUUCUACAGCCUGGCUAAAAAACAGAUAAUCAAAAAGAUUUCCCUCCCUCACUGGGCCACAUGUUUUAGCCUCUCUUGUAAAAGUCAGCUCAUAGCUAUGGGAUCAAAAGAGCGAGUGCUGAAGUUGAUUGAGUCGACCAGCGGCAGGUUUCAGGACUCCCUGCAGCACAGUGACUCACUGCAGACGUGUCACUUCUCCCCCUCUGGGACUCUCCUCUUCACUGUGGCUUAUAAUGAGAUCCUGCUGUGGGAGGUGCAGGGCUUCUGAGGACCUCACAAAUGUUUAUAAAAGUUCAAACUUAGAGGUUUAAACCUGUUGGUUAUUUUGUUCCUCUGUGUAAUUGCAUCUUUCCAAGAUUUGUUUUAUUCGAAGAGCAUUUUUAUUUAGUUUUUGGAGGAGCUUUGUGGUAUAUUUACAACAUUUCAUUGUGUAUGUUUUCUGUAAGUACAGUAAAUUAGGGAUGGUUUUAUGAGAAUGGGUGGGAUUCUUUAAUCUCCUCUGAUGUUUGACUAUUAUUAAAGGUUUCCGUACAGUGAGUUAAAGUUGAAUGAAUACAGCUGCUGUCCUGCUACUGUUUUGGGGGAGAAGAACUGUGGUUUGUGGGCUGCUCUGAAAUUGGAUGGGUUUUGAAUAAAUGCACUAUAUAGAGUCAUGUGUCAAGUCUGAGUUGAACUUGAAAGCCUGUGUUUUAAUUCAGAAUUCAUUUAUUUUCAAUUCUUUUUAAGUUAUGUUUUUGGGCAUUUUUGCCUUUAUUGGAUAGGAAAGCUGGAGAGAGACAGGAAAUGUUGAGAGUAGAGUGCGGGGGAAGUCAUGCAGCAAACGGCAGAGGCUGGGAGUCAAACGUGCGACUGCUGGAACAAGGACUAUAGCCUCUGUGUUUUCUUUUUUUACACAGAUUUGGAAAACAGGAACACGCUUCAUUUUACAAGAAUCCCUUCAAGUUCUCACUCUCAAUGGCAGUCUCCCUAGAGACUGUGUCAGUUCUCUGCUGGGGGCUUUCUUCACCUCGUUACUAAUGUGUUACAGAAGGGAAAUAUGUAAAACCAUAUUGAGUACAGAGCAGAUUUAUAGAUUCCAUAUAAUGAGCACUGCCAAUAAUUAUUUUCAAAAAUUAUUGAUGAUUUUAGUUGAAUUAGAAAAACCACUGUAGAAUACAUGAAUGACGACAGCAGGCUGUCUUCUUUCUAGAGGCAGAGGUUGAGUUCUAGAGGGAAGAUUCAGAACUUUGAGAUUCUACUCUGAUUUCUCAAAUGGUGCUUUCAGGGCCCCUAACCUUUGGAGCAGGUCACAAAAUCCCCUUAUACUCAAACUCAGAAGUGUGCAUAUGUGUGGAUCCACCUUGCAGCCUAUCCUUCUCAUGUUGACAGUAGAGUUAAAGUUUUGUGUCUUAUUCUGCUUUUGUGCUUCUCUGAUCAACUGUUUUAAUAAAGCUGCUGUAAAGUUAAGCAA